Molecule: messenger RNA, 672 nt
Organism: Gongylonema pulchrum
Lineage: Eukaryota; Metazoa; Nematoda; Chromadorea; Rhabditida; Gongylonematidae
Source: the annotation of a GenBank genome assembly
AUGGUGAAUGUCGCAACAUUCGUUAUUUCAACGCUAUGUAAUACGCCGUUCCGGACGAGCAAGCCAUUCAAUCCGCUGUGGUGUGAGACUUUCGAAAUGGACAGAACCUACGAUCGUGGAUGGCGGGCCAUUGCUGAACAGGUGAGCCAUCAUCCGCCGAUCAGUGCAAUUCAUGCGGAAGGAAAUGGAUGGAUUUUGGAUGAGGACAUGUGCGUACGGUCUAAUUUUCAAGCGACAGCCAUGAAAAUUUUUCCAGAGGGCACGAUUAGCAUUUUCUUCCCAGCUACGCACUCAUUUUAUCACUGGACAAUGAAAGAUAUUAAAACCUGUGUCAAAGGAUUUAUUAUUGGGCCGAUAACUGUUCAUAACGAAGGCGAUUGCGUUAUCAAGGAUGGACGAGUGAUAUGGACGAGGAAAGCUCCACCACCAGAAUCGGAAUUGAUGUAUAAUUUCACGGCUAUGGCUAUUGAGCUUAAUGAACCAGAAGAGGGCGUCGCACCAACGGAUUCUCGACUUCGGCCGGACAUGCGUCUAAUGGAGAAUGGCGACUGGGCGGCGGCAAAUGAUGAAAAAGCGCGUUUGGAAGAAAAGCAACGUGCUGACACGAAAAAGUACCAAGUAAUGCGUCUUGAAACAGACAUUCAGCUUCAGAUUACCAUUGUGAUUGAAUAA